AUGGCAGUUGAAAUCGACGACCACCAGGACAUCUUCGCCGCCGCCAGCGUGGCUCAGAUCCAUGAAGCCCUCGGCCAAUUGCAUGAGCAGGAGGCCAGCGUCACCCAGCGCCUAAACGCCCUCAUCGCCUCGCAGAAGGAUCUCUCGCGCGAACUCGGUCGCCUCGAUCUGUUGCGCGCCCACCUCGGCACCCAAGCGGUCAACACGCGAGCCAUUAGCAGUGGCAUGCUCUCCGACGCCGCCUCGACUGCGAACCGAAUCUCCAGCGCCGUCAAGCGAUUAGACCAGGAACAGUCCAAUGUCAAGGCCACACUCGAGGUGGUGGAGCAGGUGGCUGAACUGAAGGCAUGCGUGCUGGGCGUACAUGGGUCUAUGGGAGCUCCCCAGGACUGGGAGACGGCAGCAGGCUAUCUCAGUCGCGCCGCCAAGAUACCCGACGACGUCGUAAAUGGCAGCUUCGCAGAGGAGAUUGUACCUACGGCCGAGGUGCCUGACCCGCCGCGCGUGACACUAGAUGCAGCAGCGGAGUCGCUGUGUGGCCUGUUCCUGCGCGAGUUUGAAAAGGCUGCGCAAGAAGGCGACGGCUCCAAGGUGACGAGGUUCUUCAAGCUGUUCCCGCUGAUCGGACGGACAAAUGUAGGACUGGAUGCAUAUGGCCGCUAUGUCUGCCAGGGAGUAGCUUCACGGGCGCGGACAAACUUCAACUCGGCCGCGCCUGCCCAGAGGAAUGAGGGUUUCUUCUACGGCAACACCAUCACGAAGCUGUUCGAGCACAUUGCCCAGAUUGUCGACGGCCAUGAGCCACUAGUAGAGCGCCACUACGGACCAGGCAUGAUGCAGAAGGUCAUUGAACGUUUGCAGAUUGAGGCUGAUGUCCAAGGUGGUAUUGUGCUGGACACAUGGCAUGAGGAGCGCCACAUUGACCGCAAACUUACCGAUAUCAAAUCAUAUGCCUUUUCCUUCCUUGUCCAAAGCUUCUUGCCUUCCCAAAAACCCGCCGCCGGAACACCGCGCUCUAGUUCUCCAGCCAACGGUGCUGGCCGGGCAAGCGAGGAUGAAGGAGUGGACAUGAAAGAGAUUGACGGUUUGCUUGGAGAGGGUGCGCUGAUGUUGGGACGCUAUGCCCUGUAUGCGCGCUUCCUCUCAGAUAAGUGUGCACCCUCCGAACCUGAAGACCGCAUCGACUACGGUCUGGUGAUGCCCAACUUCCUUGCUACCAGUAAUCUCCACAAGAAAGUCAACAGCCACCUCAUUGAGCCUGUCAAUGCAAUGACGACCUUCUUCUUCCGACGAUCGGUGGAGAAAGCUUUCCAGUUGGACGAACCACCAGCAGAUCUUACACUGAACCCUACCAAGCCUCUUGGAUCCAACCCACCCUUCAUUACCUCCGCUGUAGACGAUGUCAUGUACAUUGUCAAUCAGGUCAUUCAGCGGACACUAGCAACUUCGCAACGUGCCGUCGUCUCUAGCGUCGUGCCUGCGGUCAGCCACAUCCUAGGCGCCGAGUUCAUCGGCAUGAUACAACGGAAGAUGCGCGACGAAAGCUACCCCAAACCCGUCAUUCAGGGUGGUCUUCCUCCAGAGGACAAGGUCAUUGCGUUCCUGGUGCUCAUCAACAAUCUCGAUAUUGCAAACGACUACGUCAAGCGCAUAGUCCAGCAGCAGCUGGGUCGCCAAUCACAAGGCGGCGAAGACGACGUGAAGUCGCCACUGCACGACCUCUUCCCAUUCGGACAUGAUGCGGUCUUUGUGGAGAACACAUUGAAAGCAAUGGAGAAAGCCUUCGCAUCCAAGAGCGGAGAUUUGCUCAACGACGGCAUCACCGUACUGUUCUCCAACGUCCUAAAGCCUCGCAUUCGACCCAUCCUGGCUGAAGCAUUCCGAGACGUCAAAUACGAUCCUGAGGAUGGCGAGAACGAGGAUGAAGAGGAAGAGGACGUCGAUGUGGUAAAGUCGCGUUUCGAUCGCGGCUGGGGAGUCGUGAUCCGUCCCAUCAAGCGCAUCUUGACCUCAGCGAACUUCGACCGACUCCUCGCUCUAGGUCUGAACUCUCUUGCAUCUUCGCUCGAGAAGCGCAUCAAGAGCUAUUACGGAAGAGUGAAUGAGUUGGGUGCUGUUAGACUCGAGCGCGACAUCUCCGGCAUCAUCACAGCGGCUACAAGUGGCGGUGCCUACUCACUCCGCGAUGUAUUCCAAAAGAGUACGCAGAUGACUCUGAUUCUCAACAUGGAAGACGAUGAGUUUGCAGAAGUGGCGGAAGAUACAUCGGGCGACUCGGGCAUACCCUGGGUGUUGGAUGUUGAAGAGAGGAAGCGAGUAAGAGCCAUCGUCAAAGGCUGA
Messenger RNA from Alternaria incomplexa, 2340 nucleotides. RefSeq lists its product as uncharacterized. Bases 1 to 2340 code for a protein of 779 amino acids. The record is from RefSeq and is a predicted model, not a curated record. NCBI's taxonomy places the organism in Eukaryota, Fungi, Ascomycota, Dothideomycetes, Pleosporales, Pleosporaceae. The transcript has 2 exons.